Dimorphilus gyrociliatus is the source of this 2119-nucleotide messenger RNA. NCBI's taxonomy places the organism in Eukaryota, Metazoa, Annelida, Polychaeta, Dinophilidae. The record is from the annotation of a GenBank genome assembly.
AAUUGUCAUUAGAAAAUCCCCUGCAGUCGUUAAAACUCGAAGUCAUUCAAAUAUUUCAUUUUAACUCGAAAUGUUCGGCUCAAAGGCAACAUUUGAGAAAUUAGUUGACAAAGCAACAAGUCAGUUAAACUUGGAUCCAGAUUGGGAUUCCAUACUGCAAGUAUGCGACACUAUAAGAAAAAACGAAGUCUCGGCUAAGAAUGCUUUAACGUCCAUAAAGAAGCGUAUAAAUAGUGACAACCCUCGCACAGCAAUGUAUGCCCUCCAAGUGCUUGAAUCAGCAGUGAAAAAUUGUGGCUCGAAUUUUCAUCAAGAAGUGGCAAAUAAAGAUUUUAUGGAAUUUAUGAAAACACAGAUACGCGAUCGACCAGAAGUUAUCCGAAACAAGCUACUUGAACUAAUUCAAGUUUGGUCUCAUGCUUUUCGAAAUGAUACUGAACUAAAGGCUAUUCAAGAUACAUUUAACGUUCUUAAGAUAGAAGGAUAUUCAUUUCCAGAAUUUGCAGAAUCCGAUGCUAUGUAUAGAUCGGAAGUACCACCAGAAUGGAAAGAUGGAGAUAAUUGUUUUAGAUGUCGAACUCCUUUCAGCCUUACUGUAAGGAAGCAUCACUGUCGUCAUUGUGGACAGGUAUUUUGCAAUAAAUGUUCAUCAAAACAAUGCCCAAUACCGAAAUUUGGAUUUGAUAAGGAUGUUAGAGUUUGUGAACCUUGUCAUGAUGUUCUUACAAAAGGCUCCUCCUCAAAAUAUUCUGAAAACCAGACGGAUUUACCAGCUGAAUAUAUAUCUUCUGCGUUGUUUAAAGAGUCGCAAAAACCUCAGGUUGACCAAACCGCAAUUGAUCGAAAAUUCGAUGAGGAAACAGAAUUGGCAAUAGCUUUAAGCAAGUCUUUGGAGGAAUCAGCAGCAAAAUUGAACGUCACGAUUCCACAAAAUAGUACAACUUCUAAAAUUCCAUCAGCUGAGACAAGCGAAAUGGACCCUGAACUUAGAAGAUACUUAGACACUGAUUAUUGGAAGGAAAAAGCAAAGCAGACUGUGAAUUAUGAAACUAAAGGUAGUAAUAGUGCGGUAAAUGGAGAAUCAGCAACUCUUGCACCUAGUACUUCCCAACCCUCCGCCCCAGAAGUUAUAUUAACUGGUGCUACGAGUGAGGAGGAGGAAGAAUUUUUGAAAGCUUUACGAAGAUCUGUUGAAAUUUUUGUCAACAGAAUGAAGUCGGAUGCUGCAAGAGGACGCUCGAUUGCUCAUGACUCGUCUGUGCAAACUCUUUUCUCUACAAUCGCUGCGAUGCAUCCGAGACUUAUGGCCCUUAUGGCUGAACAAGAAGAACGAAGAGCAUACAUGGAAAGUUUACAAGAUAGAUUAAUGCAAAUGAAGGAUGCAAGAGAAGCCCUUGACGGUCUAAGAGAAGAAGAGAAAGAGAAACGUAGGAAGGCUGCUGAAGAAGCUCAAAAACAGAGACAGUUAGCAAUGAAUGCUAAGUUAGCAGAAUACAGGGCAAGAAAAUAUGACUAUUUAGAAAUGCAAAGACAGCAAUUCCACCAACGAAUGAUGGAACAAGAGAGAGAAUUGGCUGCAAGAAUACAACAACAUAGGGAGAUGCAACAAGUUAGAAAUAUGCAAUGGAUUCCAGGAGCUCCUGUACCCGCAAACAUCCCUCAAAAUAUGGCACCAGCGAAUUAUGGAAUGCCACCUAACGUGAGGCCUAAUGCGCAAAAUGUUUCGCAACCGCAAAUGAUGCCACCCAACAAUCAAAUGUAUGCUCCGACUGAUCCACAAAUGAUGCAGAGUCAAGUUCCUGGUAAUCAGUAUCCUCCUCCGGGAUCAGCUGUUCCCAACAUGGUUCCUGCAUCAGAAACUUCUCCAAUGCAUCAGCCAGGGUUUACUCAUAUGCCUCCUCAGAAUAUGGUUCCACCUGGUGGCAUGGGACCACCACAGGGUCAAUACGUUCCUCAAAUGGGAGUCGAUCCAAAUCAGGUCUAUCAGUUCCAGCAACCCCAUCCCCAACAACAGCAACAACUCCCUCAACAGCAUCCUAACCCUGUUAACCAGAUGAGUUCAGGUCCUCAGCAAGCUCCGCCACCACAAGAUAAUCAGCAAUUAAUUUCUUUCGAUUAA